Priapulus caudatus is the source of this 1539-nucleotide messenger RNA. Lineage: Eukaryota; Metazoa; Priapulida; Priapulimorpha; Priapulimorphida; Priapulidae. The record is from the annotation of a RefSeq genome assembly.
AUUCUACCGCGAUGAUUUUUUUCAACUAAUCAUAAGGACAUUGGAACAAUAUAUUUAAUUUUUGGAUUUUGAUCUGCCAUAGUUGGUUCAGGGUUAAGUUUAAUUAUUCGAGCUGAACUCGGGCAAGCAGGCUCCCUUCUAGGAGACGAUCACCUAUAUAAUGUGAUUGUUACUGCCCACGCAUUUGUAAUGAUUUUUUUUAUAGUAAUGCCUAUUUUAAUUGGGGGUUUUGGUAACUGAAUGCUUCCAUUAAUAUUAGGAGCACCAGACAUAGCCUUUCCACGAUUAAACAAUUUAAGUUUCUGAUUAUUACCACCCUCAUUAACGCUUCUUUUAGCCUCUUCUUUAGUAGAAGCAGGUGCCGGGACUGGUUGGACUGUUUACCCCCCUCUAGCUAGAAAUAUUGCUCACGCCGGUGGCUCUGUAGAUUUAGCAAUUUUUUCUUUACAUUUAGCAGGUGCUUCUUCCAUUUUAGGGGCAGUAAAUUUUAUUACAACAGUGAUUAAUAUACGUACUGAGGGGAUAGUUUUUGAGCGAAUCCCGCUUUUUGUUUGAGCAGUCAAAAUCACAGUUGUUUUACUUCUUCUUUCACUCCCAGUCCUUGCUGGGGCAAUCACUAUAUUAUUGACAGAUCGAAAUCUAAAUACUUCUUUUUUUGAUCCUGCAGGAGGAGGAGACCCUAUUCUGUACCAACAUCUUUUUUGAUUUUUUGGUCACCCUGAAGUAUAUAUUCUUAUUUUACCAGGCUUUGGAAUUGUCUCACAUAUUAUCAACCAUCAAAGAGGAAAAAAGGAAGCAUUCGGUAACCUCGGUAUAAUUUAUGCUAUACUGGCUAUUGGGGUUUUAGGAUUUGUUGUAUGGGCACACCAUAUAUUCACAGUAGGUAUAGACGUUGACACGCGUGCCUACUUCACUGCUGCCACAAUAAUUAUUGCUGUACCAACAGGAAUUAAAAUUUUUAGCUGAUUAGCAACCCUCCAUGGAACACAACUACAGUUUGACCCUCCCCUUCUUUGAGCUUUAGGAUUUGUAUUCUUAUUUACAAUGGGGGGUUUAACAGGGGUUGUCUUAGCUAACUCUUCGAUUGAUAUUAUGUUACACGAUACUUACUAUGUAGUAGCUCACUUUCAUUAUGUCCUCUCUAUGGGGGCUGUUUUUGCAAUUAUUGGAGGUCUUACUCUUUGAUUACCUCUAAUUUUAGGUGUCUCUUUACAUGCUCGAUGAUUAAAAGUUCAAUUCGUUAUUAUGUUUUUAGGAGUCAAUUUAACAUUCUUUCCUCAGCAUUUUUUAGGAUUAAGAGGAAUACCCCGUCGUUACUCUGACUACCCAGAUGCUUUUAUUAAAUGAAAUGCUGUCUCAUCAGUAGGGUCUAUAAUCUCUAUUAUUGCUGUAUUGAUAUUAAUUUUUAUUAUUUGAGAAGCUCUAAUCUCUCAACGUAGUCUAGUGUUUGGAUGCCAAAACACAACAUCUGUUGAGUGACAACACGACUUCCCACCAUCAGAACACACAUAUACAGAAUUAGCAAUUUUAACUAAUUAA